AGAACACAUUUUUAUGACGUCAAACAAAGUAGAUAUAAAGUAGAAACUAAAAUAUUGCGAAUAAUAAUUGAAAAACUAUUAAGUUUUUAAUAAUUCUAACUAAAAUUCAUUGAAUUAAAAAUGACUGUAGCAAAAUACUAUCAUAUUUUUAGUGUCAUAUGUUUAUGUAUUAUAAGUACUACUAAAGGAGAUAACAGCAUGCAAGUUGCUAUACAAGAAAUGUUUAAAACAAACGAAAUGAUUUUAUGCUUGCAGCCAGCUUCUAGAGAUUCUCUCUUGUAUGAAUUUAUUGGAGAAACUCCUUAUGAGGAUAUUGAAAAGUAUCUGUUUCUACCACACUUAGAAUAUUAUAGAUCUUCAGAAUAUGGUAAACUAGAAAUAGAUAUACUCGACAACGAGGUACUUUUUCAAAAAGUAGUUCAACUUAAAUUAACAGCAACGGACACUACUUGUGAUAUUGACAACAACAACAAAAAUUUUACUUUAAAUGACUACAAUGAAGAAGCAAGAAUACGAUAUAAUGUACUUCUACCACCUAUGCGAAGGUUACUCCAUGAAUUUUUGGUUGAAGAAAAAAAUUGUAGUAGUGAUAAUGGAGUAAAAUGUAAAUUGAUUGCAUUGAUCAAAAGAGCAGAAGAUCCUCAAAUAGUCAAAGAAAUCCCUAGAUGUGGAAAAAUUCCAGGUCAAUGCUUAAUUGAUACAAUAUAUAAGGAUGGAACAAAAAUAAAAAAUAAAUUUUUGGACUACGAACAUAAAAAAAGAUUCGCAACAAUGAUAUUAGAUCAUAACAACAAUAUUCAAUUUUGGGACAUUCCUGUAUUAUAGACAUUAUGAUAAUAUAGCAAUCAUUUAAUUUUAAACUAUCUUAAUAUUAUAAUAAUAGCAAAAAAAUGAACUUAAUGUAUUUUUUAGUGUUAUUUAAUAAAAAUAUUCUACAAACAA
Molecule: messenger RNA, 942 nt
Organism: Daktulosphaira vitifoliae (grape phylloxera)
Lineage: Eukaryota; Metazoa; Arthropoda; Insecta; Hemiptera; Phylloxeridae
Exons: 11
Coding region: 121-825 (234 amino acids)
Source: RefSeq, a predicted model, not a curated record